AUGGCGUCGGCAAUGCCGCUGCUCGCAGCGGUGCUGCUCGUGAUGUGCGUGUCGCACGGCACGGCUGUGGAGGAUGUUCGACUCGGAUUCCUGCUGCCAUUCCCGGACGGUGACUCCGCAGUGCCAGCUCGGCUUGCCGAUGAGUGGAUUUCGGCGGCGCGCAUAGCGGUGGACGUGUUGGGGCGGCAGUACCGGCACCUGGUGCGCGUGAAGCCCUUCAUCGCCAACUCCAACUGCAACCAGCAGGCCGCCGCUGACGCCGCCGAGAAACUGGUGGAGGACUUGGUGGUGGGCGUGGUGGGGCCCGCGUGUUCCGAGGCGGUGAAGGGCGCGAGCCAGGUGCUGCGCUCGCGCUAUGUCCCGCUCGUGUCCUUCGCCGCUACAGCCGACACCUUCUCCGGGGACCUCUACAGCACCUUCUUCCGCACCGUGUACAGCGAUCGGUUCCAAGCCAAGGCCAUUCAGGACGUGAUAGGGCAGUACGGGUGGACCAACAUUUAUCUGUUCUACUCCGAUGAGACGUAUGGCAAUAACCUCAGGGACGACAUUCAGAACUACGCGCAGCGCAGGGAGCUAGGCUCCACGACCAUCCGCGUGCCGUACCCGCCACCGGCAGCAUCGAGCACGUACGAGUGGAAGCAGUUCUUCUACGUGAACGGCCGCCUCAUCACCUCCAACGACUCCACCAUUGUCAUCUUCGCCGCACUGCCCAACGUCGUUGAAGGGCUCUGGCGCGCUGCUUACGACCUCGGUCUGCUGGGCUACCCCUGGUGGUACCUGGUGUCUGAUGGAGGCACUACCUUCGACCUUGUGGGCAUUGACGCAGCGUCAGUGCCACUGGGGUCAGCACUGCAGGGCGAGCUGGGCAUCAGCCCCUACCGAGGCAAGGCGGACACGGACGCAGCGUCGCCCUUUGAGGAGUUCCGAGCGUACUGGCAGCAGCAGCAGCACAGCGAGUACCCCGGGCUGCUGACGCUGCCGGUGACGCCGCGCUUUGAGCAGCCGCGUGCGUACGUGCUGCACCUCAUCGACGCCAUCUGGGCCUUCUUCAAGGCCUUUGAAAACAUCCUCGUCGUGCAGCGCCAAUCGGGCAUAACGCCGCGGCUGGUGUUGGAGGUGUUCAAGAACCGCACGGGCAACGGCAUUCACUUCAAGGGCGUGACGGGGCCCGUGUCCUUCAACCCCGACACCGGCGACCGCAACCAGGACCUCAAGCGCGCCACCUUCGCCCUCAACAACCUCGUUGGGGUUGGCUGGAAGGAUGUGGCGAAAUGGCAGCACACGGGGGGAGACUCGUUCCUGAAGCCAGAGCUCGUCUUGCGCCCUGGCCCUCUGCCUCAAGGGGUCACCCUGCCUGAGGGCCAGCAGAUUGCUGCCCCCUACUCCGUGCCGGAAGAGCUACAGAGCGCCGUGCCAAGCCCAUCCGGGUCAUCUUCCAAUGAGUCUCUGGCGCAGUGGGUGGCUUCUGAGGCGGGGAGCAGCAGCAAUGCGGGGUGGAUCAUUGGAGGACUCAUUGUCAUUCUUGUCGCUCUCCUCAUCUUUGGCUGGGCGCUCUGGAGGGCUGGCCCGAACGCCACCGGCGGCGGCGGCGGCGGCAGCGGCGGCGCUGGCUAUACCAGCGGGUUUUAUGGCGGCGGCGAGGGGCCGCUGUCCGUGUUGCUCGCAGCGAGGCGGAGCGAGCUCGUAGCAGCAGCGGCGCUCGGCAGGAGUUUGGGGUUAGGGGAGAGGGCAUUCAAGGUAGCUUCCGGCGGCAAAAUAGUCGCGGCGGACGAUGUUAUCCGCGGCGCGUUGGCGGCGCUCAGCGUGGGUCACGGCGGACUCGGCGCCGCGUCACCCGCGACCGCGAAGCCCAUUCAGCCGGUGCAUCUCGCCAUGCUGACGUUGGCUGCCGCGUCAGCGUCCGCCGCGCUUGCCCGGCCGGGGCAAGAUUGCGGGCCGUCCGCGCUGCGGUCGGUGGCGUGCGAAGCGGCGGGCAGCGGCGCGGUGCACGCGUCGGUGGAUGCGCGGAAAGCGUCGACGACAGAUUACCAUGUCGUCCGCAUCCCGGGCGACGGGCGCUGCUUGUUCCACGCCGUGGCGCACGGCCACCACGCGCGCGCGUCGCUCCCGCAGCCCACGGCACUCUCCGAGCGCUGCGAGCUGGCGGACGCGCUGCGCAACCAGGUGGCGGACGAGUUCGUGAAGCGGCGGGAAGAAACGGAAUGGUUCCUGGAGGGCAACUUCGAUGACUACGUGGCCAACAUCCGCAAGCCCUAUGUUUGGGGAGGGGAGCCAGAGCUCCUCAUGCUCUCCCACGUCCUCAAGUCCCCCAUCACGGUGUUCAUUGCUGACCCGCGCUCGCCCCGCUCUGGCGCCAUCAUGCCCAUUGCUGAGUACGGGCGAGAGUAUGCCGGCAAGCAGGAGGGAAACGAGGGGAGAGUGGAAGGUGAAGGGAUCAGCAGCAGCAAGGACGCCAUCUGUGUGCUGUACAAUGGCAGCAGCCAUUAUGAUGCGCUUAUUAUUCCUCGCUCAGCUGCUGUCCAAGGGACUCAGCAGCAUCAGCAAGCGAGGCUGUGA
Molecule: messenger RNA, 2556 nt
Organism: Closterium sp. Yama58-4
Lineage: Eukaryota; Viridiplantae; Streptophyta; Zygnematophyceae; Desmidiales; Closteriaceae
Source: the annotation of a GenBank genome assembly